UUUCCGUUGGCGGUACACUCAGAAUAGCUCUGUGGAGGCGUCGUAUCGCGAGGUGAGUGGUGAGAUACGCAAAUGACUCAGUCUAGUGGCAGCCGCCGUUCUAGGAAGGGUAGGUCUCGUCAUUCGUUCUAGCCGACGACUCCGCCGUCGGCUUCGUUGCACAGGGUCGCGGAGGCGUCCCGGGCGUUCAGACGCCGGUCCGUGCGUCAGUCUCCGACGACACCUGAUCGCGUCAGUUUCGUACGGGCUGUCCCCGGGAUAGCGUCUAGAGUGUCUGCACGGAGACGGAUCGCGCACCGGUGGGGCAUGCGAGCAGGUGCGGGUAUUAACAGGUUCGGCCAGCUUAGCAGGUGCGGGUAUUAACAGGUUCGAACAUGUGCGGUGCAUCGAUUUUGCAUGCUGGUUCUAACUUCCAGGAUGCAUCGAUGUGCAUUCAUAUUCGCACGAUUGGGACGGUGGUGAGCAUCUCAGCCAGUCGGGAUGAGAGGGUAUCAUGGUUUCGACGUCGUCUUGACGCGGAAUUCCAGACCACUAACCACGUGGGGACAGCCACGUUGGACAUGUAUUUCUUCCCCAUAUUCCACAAGGCACAGUUUUACGUGAUGUGUAUCAGUUUCAAGCAUGCCGCGUUUGUCAUCAUAGACAGCUCGUCCACGGCAAACAUGGGUAUAGUGAUGUAUGGUAUAAUGCCGGAGGAAUUGAGGGACCUACUGGCCGCGUAUUUAGACAGAAAACAGCACAUUGCCAGGGCUCUAUGUUUGAGGAACAUGCAGCCCGAGAGGAUGCAGUUGGCGUUGUCUGACACCCCCACCAACGGUGACUCCGGAGUCUACGCAAUGAGACACAUGGAAGCUUUUGUUGGACAGGAUCCCAGAUGUUGGCAGUGCGGUCUGGGGACGGGAGGUCCCGGGGAGAUUGAAAAUAUGCGAAAGAGGUUUCUGCACAACAUCUUGCUUUGCACGGUGAAUGGCAACAUGCACAAUAUUCGCACACGAGCAGGGGAGUAUGACCGGCAUAGGACCGAACAACUACUGACAGGAGCAGUUAAGUAAAUGUUUGAUGUGAGGUAGAAAAAUGGAUAAUCUAAAUAGCGUAGCAGUAGUCGAGGGGUUGGAUGUUAGUUUUAGUGGUGAAGGUUGUUGGCUUACUAAUGUACCAGUGCAUUAGCGGGGACAAUAUGAUUUCCGUUGUUUACCACUGUAGUUUAUUGUAUGGCCGGAGCCAAAUGCAAUAGUUUUCAAACAAUGCAACUGUCCUACCCCCAAUAAAUUAAAAUCUAUUGAACUGA
Messenger RNA from Ipomoea nil (Japanese morning glory), 1288 nucleotides. RefSeq lists its product as uncharacterized. The record is from RefSeq and is a predicted model, not a curated record. Lineage: Eukaryota; Viridiplantae; Streptophyta; Magnoliopsida; Solanales; Convolvulaceae. The transcript has 5 exons. The coding region runs from base 375 to 1052 and encodes 225 amino acids.